ACAAAAGAAAAAUAAGUAUUAGGAUACAAUAUAAAAUGUUUACAACUGCCGUUACGGCUACCACAGAAAACAAACUUAAAAAAGGAAAAUGUCCAGAUUUUUCGAUAACCCGUAUGAUGAGUACAACGAGUCGAUACACGGAACAGAGACGACAACUAUUGUUAACAAGGAUUUGGUUGUACAAUUAGUAAAAGAUUUUACUGCAACCAUUCUAACUGAAACUAAAAAGAGUAAUUAUAAACUUAGAGAUGAUCUGUAUGUUGGCGAAGCCGGAAUUGCAUUCAUGUUUUGGAAACUGAGUCGAUCGCGAGAGUUCAAACAUUUGUUUCCUUGCUUGGAACAUGCAUCUUCAUAUAUUCAACGAGCAUACGAAAUUUCAGAGUCUAAACCUUCUGAAGAUAGUUCGAGUAUAGCUGCUUUUUUAUGUGGGAAAUCCGGAAUAAAUGCUGUCUCUGCAGUUAUAUCACAUGAUCUGGGUAACCAUGACGAGUCCAGACGUCUCAUUGCAGACUUUUUGAAAGGACACGUCAUAUGUAACGAUAACUGUAAAGCAGAUGAAAUGUUGGUUGGUAGAGCGGGUUAUCUAAGUGGUGCUUAUUGGUUAAAUCAGUCGUUACCAACAAAACCGAUUAAGAAUGAAGUAAUACAAGAUGUAUGCCAAACCAUAAUUAAGCGCGGAAGGGGAUAUUCACGUGCUAGACGGUAUCCUCUUCCUUUAAUGUAUGCAUACCACGAAAGCGAUUAUUUGGGAGCAGCACAUGGACUGUGUGCCAUUUUACACAUGCUACUCGAAUCUCCUUGGUUUAUGAAGAUAGGUUGUGAGUUCAACAAUAUAUCAGUAACUAAACUCAACGACAUAAAAGCAUCAGUUGAACAUUUUCUGUUAAUUCAGGAUGCAGAUGGCAAUUUUCCAACAAAAUACUAUAAUUCGAAUAAAAAAUUGAUUCACUGGUGCCAUGGAUGCGCGGGAGUAAUCUACCUACUAGCAAAAGCCUAUCUUAUUUUCAAUGAAGACAAAUACUUGGAAGCUGCACGUAAGUGCGCUGAUCUUAUUUGGGGUCAAGGGCUGUUGCGUAAAGGACCAGGAAUUUGCCAUGGUGUAGCAGGAAACGGAUACGCUUUCUUGCUGAUGUUUCGCUUAACACGGGAGAACAAAUACUUGUACCGAGCAGCUAAAUUCAUGGAGUUCUUAACUACUGAUACAUUCAAAAAUGGUGCACGAAAGCCUGAUCGCCCGUAUAGCUUAUAUGAGGGAUUGGCCGGAACAGUGUGUUUUCUAGUAGACUUAUUGCAGCCAUCUGUAGCGCACUUUCCGUUUAUGGAUGUGUUUGAUGUGAAAUACAAUGAAAUUUAAAUCUUAUCAAUAAAACACAGUUGUUUAUCAAUUUGUAAAGGAGCAACAGCUUGAUCUUUUUGGCUGACUUCAAUUUAU
This is a messenger RNA of Sabethes cyaneus, 1432 nucleotides long. Its product is annotated as lanC-like protein 3 homolog. The transcript has 2 exons. Gene Ontology annotation, biological process: peptide modification; carbohydrate metabolic process. The record is from RefSeq and is a predicted model, not a curated record. Gene Ontology annotation, cellular component: plasma membrane. The coding region runs from base 89 to 1354 and encodes 421 amino acids. Lineage: Eukaryota; Metazoa; Arthropoda; Insecta; Diptera; Culicidae.